AGAGAAAAUACAAUUACAAGAAAAGUGUUUCUUGUUCUUCUAACAUUGAGUUGAGAUUUUUGAGAAAAAUUUCAAUACAAUAUUCUUCGUUCAAUUUGUUUGCGGGUUUCGUUGAUCAAAGAGAUACGCAUAGAAUCUUCGCACUAUCGAAAAAUUUGAAACGAGACUUUCUUUCACCAGGUACAUCUUAGAUCCGAUCUAUUGAUAUGUAAAUAAAUUUUAAAGACGAAAAGAUCUGCCUAGGAUUGUUAUUGUCUUUCGCUGCGUGUUAUGAACAUCUAUACGUAAUCCUUUUGUACGUUGUUGUUGGGAAAGAGUACAUCCAAAAAAAGACUUUGAACUAAGGAAGUCAACAAAAGCCUCCCAACUCUACCGAGUUGCACCAAAAGCUAAGCAACGUGUUCUACGUACAUAAACAUUCAGUUUUCAAACAAUGUGAUAAACUCAUAAACAUAUCAUCCAACUAUGGUUGUUUUUGCCUCUUUAUCUGCUCUCAAAUACCUUGUUUUUCUUCUUAUCAUAACCCCCUUUGCGACUUCGCUGUCCUUCAAUUUUGAUAGUUUUAGACCCAGCGAUCAAAAUGUAACAUACGAGAGAGAUGCUUAUCCAGCAGAUGGUGCAAUUCAACUUACCAUAGACCUGAUCAAUCGUCAUGUAAACGCUAGCAUAGGUCGAGCCACAUAUUCCAAGCCCCUGCAUCUUUGGGACAAGGCCUCUGGAAAUGUCACAGAUUUCAGUACUCACUUCUCCUUUAGCAUCAAUUCAAAAGGCAGAACAAGAUAUGGUGAUGGUCUUGCCUUCUUCCUCGCGCCUGCAGGUUCAAGAACUCCAGAGAACACAACUAGAGGUGGCAGUCUUGGCCUUACAAGUAAUACUCAACGACUGAAUACAUCGAGCAAUCAUUUUGUAGCUGUGGAGUUUGAUACGUAUCAGAACGUCCAGUAUGACCCAAAGGGUGAUCAUGUAGGUAUUGAUAUCAACUCUAUGCAAUCUGUUGUUAAUGUGACCUGGUUUAGUAGCAUUCCGAAUGGUAGGAGAACUGAUGCCUGGAUUAGCUAUAACUCGACUUCAAAAAAUCUUACUGUUGUCUUCACCGGUUUCAAAGAUAAUUCCACUGUCACUGUCCUGCAAAGCCUAUCUCACAAUCUCGAUCUGAGAGAAUACUUGCCUGAAUGGGUCACUUUUGGCUUCACAGGUGGAGCUGGACUUGUCUUUGCAUUACAAAGUAUCUAUUCUUGGAACUUUACUUCUUCAUUAGAAGUUAACGACAACAUAACAAAUCCAGGAGUAGUCUUACCAAGACCCAAGCCAGAGCAUGCACAGAGUAAAAACAAGUUAGGACUUGUGGUUGGAUUGGUUUCUGGUGGUUGUGUUUUGGUUUUUGUAUGUGUUUUGAUGCUGUUUGCAUUUUGGAGAAAGAGGAAGUUGAGAGAAGAUGAAGACAAUGACAUCUUUGAUGGAUCUAUGACUCAUGAAUUUGAAAGAAGCACAGGACCAAAGAAGUUCCUUUACAGAGAGUUGGCUAGAUGUACAAAUAGCUUUGCGCAGGAAAAUAAGCUCGGGGAGGGUGGGUUUGGAGGUGUUUAUAAAGGAUAUCUCAGGGAAUUGAAUUCCUAUGUUGCUGUUAAGAGGGUUUCAAGGGAGUCAAAGCAAGGAAUAAAAGAGUAUGCAUCAGAAGUGAGUAUCAUCAGCCGGCUAAGACAUAGACAUCUAGUGCAACUCAUUGGCUGGUGCCAUGAGAAAAGAGAACUUCUACUUGUCUAUGAGUUUAUGCCUAAUGGAAGCUUAGAUUUCCAUCUUUUCAAAGGAAAAAGCCAUUUGACAUGGCCAAUAAGAUACAAGAUUGCUCAAGGCUUGGCCUCUACGCUGCUGUAUCUACACGAAGAAUGGGAACAAUGUGUGGUGCAUAGGGACAUAAAGUCGAGCAAUAUUAUGUUGGAUUCCAAUUUCAAUGCCAAACUUGGGGAUUUUGGUUUAGCUAGACUAGUUGACCAUGAAAAAGGAUCCCAAACAACAGUUUUGGCAGGUACAAGGGGCUACAUGGCCCCGGAAUGUUUCAUCACUGGCAAAGCUAGCAAGGAAACAGAUGUCUAUAGCUUUGGAGUUGUCGCGUUAGAAAUAGCUUGUGGAAGGAAAGCUAUUGAUCCUAAAGCUGAAGAAGAUCAAGUAAAACUUGUUGAUUGGGUUUGGAGCCUUUACGGGAUGGGAAAUCUUAAUGAAGCAGCUGAUCCUAAACUCUUAUCAGAGUUCAAUGAAAUGGAGACGAAGCACUUACUAAUUGUUGGUUUAUGGUGUGCUCAUCCAGAUAGCAAAUGCAGGCCUUCUAUUAGGCAAGCAAUUCAUGUCCUUAAUUUUGAAGCUCCAUUGCCCACCCUCCCUCCAAACAUGCCUGUGCCGACAUAUUGCAGUCAUUAUUCAGUGAACAGAGACAACACCGAUUCUUCGAAUACCACAACAGCUUAUGCAGCGUCUUCAUCUUCAGCUUCAAUCUUGUACCCACGUUGACAUUGCAUUGCUAUGAUAUUUCCCUGCAUUCAAUAUAUCACUAGCAAUGCCCAUCUUUUUUCCUUCUUACUCUUUGUUGCUUCUCUUCUAAUGAACAGGAUUGACUGAAUCAACAUUUCCUCUACCUCCAAUUUUUCCUCCGAACAGAACUAGAAAUUUGAUUUGUCUACUUGUGUCCUAUAUCCUUGCACAAAGAUUUGAUUUAAUGACACUAAGCAUAUUUAAAAAGUGUAAUCCUGUAACUAUAACGAGAAUCUGAAAACCAAAAUGAGAGAAAAUACCAGCUUAAACGAACACGUUAGUAUUAGGUUUAAAAUGUGUUUGCAUAAAGUUGAGCAGCUGCCAAGUCACUUUCUAUUUUUUGCUUCAGAGUAGUGUUGUUACCUCCAUCUGACUAGAAAUGUAAAGCCCCCUAACUUUUAAAUGUUUAUAUGGGCUAACUAUGUGUCCAAAGACGACUUGA
Messenger RNA from Nicotiana tabacum (common tobacco), 2968 nucleotides. The record is from RefSeq and is a predicted model, not a curated record. NCBI's taxonomy places the organism in Eukaryota, Viridiplantae, Streptophyta, Magnoliopsida, Solanales, Solanaceae.